Messenger RNA from Helianthus annuus (common sunflower), 1614 nucleotides. Its product is annotated as E3 ubiquitin-protein ligase SIRP1. The record is from RefSeq and is a predicted model, not a curated record. The transcript is spliced from 2 exons. Lineage: Eukaryota; Viridiplantae; Streptophyta; Magnoliopsida; Asterales; Asteraceae. The coding region runs from base 320 to 1435 and encodes 371 amino acids. Gene Ontology annotation, cellular component: cytoplasm. Gene Ontology annotation, biological process: protein ubiquitination. Gene Ontology annotation, molecular function: ubiquitin protein ligase activity.
AACGCGGUAUUCGUUGUCAGUUUCCUACUUUCUCCGAAACUUCUUCUUCAUAAAUUAAAUUCCCCAUCAAAUUUCCUUUCCUUUCAUUUCAUUUCAUGUAAAUUUCUAUUCAAUUCAUACAAAAUCGGUCCCCAAUCCAGUUAUAGCGACACGUUGGAGAGAGAAUUUUCUCAAUUCUCAUCCAUACAAAGACAAAAUCCCCCAAUUUUCGUCUUCAAUUUCACCCACAAACCUCUUCGAUUCUUUCUAGGGUUUCAUCAAACCCCAGUUCGUUACUCAUACUGAGGUUGAUUUGAUUUGAUUUGAAGUGAAGUGAGAGAUGGAGGAAGACAGAGAGUUAACAAGGUAUUGGUGUCACCAAUGUAAUAUGCAAGUUAUCCCAAUUUUAGGGGUGGAAACAGUCAAAUGUUCAUCUUGUAAUGGUGAGUUUGUGGAAGAAAUGGCUGGGUUAAUCAGUGACCAUAACCACCAUGAAGCUGGUUCUGACCCGGAUAGUGACCCAGACCGUGCGCUUUCGUUAUGGGCGCCUAUCUUGCUUGGGAUGUUGAACAACCGCCGUGGUCGUAGAAGGUUUACGCAUAUUGGGUUUGAUGAGGAUGAGGAGGAUGAAGACCGUCACGCUGACCGUCUUGAUCCGUUUGAACGUUACCGUCGGUACCAGUUUCGGCAUCCGAAUGAAAGAUCGGAUUUGGAUUUGGACCGUUUGCGUGAGGCGGCUAUUAGGCGGCAGCGGAGGAAUGACGCCACAGCGUUCCAGAUCUUUCAGGGUGGUCGAGGCGGGAUUGGUUUUGAAUCUGAAAACAACACGGAUAUGGAGAACGGGGCGGAGAGGAACAGUAACAGACGGGAACGUGUUAUUCUGAUUAACCCUUUUAAUCAAACGAUCGUCGUUCAAGGCGGCGGAAACCCGUCACAGACUCACUCGAUUGGUUCUUUAGGUGAUUAUAUUUCGGGUCCAGGAUUAGAGCAACUGCUACAACAUUUAGCUGAGAACGACCCGAGCAGAUAUGGGACCCCACCGGCACGAAAGGAAGCUAUUGAUGCAUUGCCAGACGUAACAAUAGAGGAACCUUCAGUUCAAUGUUCGGUUUGUUUGGAUGAUUUUGAGGUUGGAACCGAGGCUAAAGAACUACCUUGUAAACAUAGGUUUCAUAGCAAAUGUAUCUUGCCAUGGCUUGAGCUUCAUAGCUCGUGUCCUGUUUGCCGGUUGGAGUUGCCGUCUGAUGAAUCGAAACUCAAUCAAGAACGAAACGAGUCAGGUCGUAGUGAAUCGGAUAAUGUUAGGAACAAUAGGUGGUUUUCGGCUUCUCUUCCUUGGCCUUUGAAUUUAUUCUCGUCAACAUCUGGGCCCGAAACUGGGAGCUUGGUGACAUCAACAUCAGCAUCGGGUUCGGGUUCACCACCACGGGCUCAUGGCGAGGAAGAUACUCACUAGUCACUAGACUCUUCAUCUGCCCUGUGUAAGUUGGCUACUUGUUUUUCUGCUUUGUUACGGAAUUGUGUACAUUAAUAAGUGUAAUAUUGACAGAGAUAUGUUGCCUUCUAAAUUUGUCUACCUUUAUGUAUCAUAUACCGUUUUCCCUUAUUCGAUUUAACUGAAUUUUCGCGUUUUAA